Molecule: messenger RNA, 516 nt
Organism: Colletotrichum godetiae
Lineage: Eukaryota; Fungi; Ascomycota; Sordariomycetes; Glomerellales; Glomerellaceae
Product: kinase-like domain-containing protein
Exons: 2
Biological process (GO): protein phosphorylation
Molecular function (GO): ATP binding; protein kinase activity
Source: RefSeq, a predicted model, not a curated record
ACGUCAACUCCUAUGGGGGAGCCACUUGGCUCGGGAUCAUUUGGUACCGUAUACAAGCUCAAAGGUCUUCCCAUCGCCCGCAAAUACAUACCACUCGCUGAACCUCGUAACGGCUUACCACCUGAGGCUAUACGAGAAAUCGCUUGUCUGCAGCGAUUGAAGAAAUAUGACUCGCGCGCUAGAAUCAAUUGCAUUGACAUUCUCGGCGUUCAGAUAUCGAGAACGGCCAUAAUGAUUGACAUGGAGCUCAUGACUGGCGGAACUCUUGGCGACCUUUUGGACAACUCACAGCUACAGCUUGCGCUUCUCUUACCCUACUCCAUACAGAUGGUGAAGGGCCUCCGUUUUCUUCACGGCGCCAGUAUCAUCCAUCGAGAUGUCACACCACGCAACAUUUUGAUUUCCCCAACGAACUGUCUGAAGAUUGCCGACUUUGGUCUUUCUCAUCUUAUGAGCGGUAUCGAACCGCGAACACCACUAGUCUGUUCAUUGUACUAUAGAGCACCCGAACUUCUC